Molecule: messenger RNA, 489 nt
Organism: Mytilus californianus (California mussel)
Lineage: Eukaryota; Metazoa; Mollusca; Bivalvia; Mytilida; Mytilidae
Exons: 2
Coding region: 46-489 (147 amino acids)
Source: RefSeq, a predicted model, not a curated record
UGUAAAAGUUUUAUUUACAUAUUAUAUACUUAACAUGCUUAAUAGAUGAAGAAAGAUUCUGAAGUUAGAGGAAUGGAUUCUUUAUGUGAAAGGUUUGAAAGCUCUAGAUGUGAUUCAUUCAAUUCUAGUGCAGGUUCAGAUGCAGAAUCAUCACAGAGACCAAGGAUAGAAGAAUUUCUUAGUAGAAGAUGGCUUGGUCAGCAUGCUGGAGAACUUCUGCUUGACCUUCAUGCUUUUGUUAAUCCGACAGAAAUGACAACAUUAUCAUUUCCUGGAAUAAUUGUGAACAAAACAGAGGUAAUCCUCACAUUAUUAGAAAUAUCCCGUGAUCAUCUACAGAAGCUUGAAAGUGAUACUGACAAACUUCUAGAUCAAAGGGGGACAAUCUUUUAUUCUAAACCAUUUGACAUUAUGGAUUGUGAAGAUAGAUCUGUUCUGAUUGAUAGUCUUAUUAGGCUAAAUAACAUUGAGAAUCAGAUCAAUAAAUAA